This is a messenger RNA of Arthroderma uncinatum, 1077 nucleotides long. RefSeq lists its product as uncharacterized. The transcript has 3 exons. Lineage: Eukaryota; Fungi; Ascomycota; Eurotiomycetes; Onygenales; Arthrodermataceae. The record is from RefSeq and is a predicted model, not a curated record. The coding region runs from base 1 to 1077 and encodes 358 amino acids.
AUGGAGCUUCUCCAGCCAGUGAGGUAUAUUCCUGGGUCAACUAAAGCUGAAUAUUGUGGCCCAAAGCCUCUUUCGGAGCGCAAAGCAGAAAGGCAUGACAGAGUCGUUGUGGCGUAUUCCAAGAUAUAUGGCGUUGCGAAGAUGAUAGCUGAAAUUCUGGGCGCCUUUGGAGCAGAGCUUGACAAUACGCCGACGGAUAUCAAAUUCCACAUUGCUCGAGUUGAAACAGAGUUAACGCAAGCAUCACCUUCCAAACUACUCUCAGCAACGGAAGACUUGUUCUAUAUCUUACUUGCAAGAAUAAAGAAUGAAAUACAACGGAUGGAAAUCAACGAGAGCUUCAAGUUCAAUUUUCGCCAUCAGAAAAUCAACCCUAGGUUCCUUGAAAGGAGGGGCCUGCCAGAGCGCUGGCAUCUGAAACUGAUAUUCGAUGCAUGUAGACGACUGUUACUAUCAGAAGAAGUGUGUGGGGUCCUCAACACGGAACUCAUUCGACAGCAGCAGGAGGAAUAUAUGGAUCAGACCAUGCAAAUGGGCGAGGCGGCAGGUUACUUCGAAGAUGAUCCGAUAGGCUACCGUCGAUAUAUUCAGAGCCUUAUCACAGAUCCAAACUCGCCAUACCGAAUCCAAUGGAGUGGGCUUAACCCUGUCUAUGAUGCUGCCCCAGCGAUGAUAUUCGCAACCGUGAAUGAAAAGUAUCUGGAUAUUCUAGCACGAGAGAAGAAGCAAGGCAAAAGCUCCUCUCCCAAGGUUCGAUCCCCUCCACCAGCAUGGAAGUCAAAUCCAAUCCACAAGGAAGAACGACGGAUACAAGCAAACAGGGAUGCAGCAUGCGCCAUGCUUCAUGGUAUAACAGUCGGCGAAUUCCGACGCCGGGAAGGUCAAGAAAAAGGUAUCGGUGUACUCCAGAUGAUGCACUACUUGAAUAGGGGGCUGGAAUACUUUCACGAAGAGAUCACACUCUUCCGCGACAGCUAUUGGAAAGCAGCUACUCAAGACAACUGCCUCUUCGACUUCACAAGUGAGUUUCAGUACCGACAACGAAUCAGUGAAGAUGCAUUCCGGCGACAGGAUUGA